AAAUAUCUCGCCGGAAAGCGUUUGGUCUGUCUCUUAAACAUGCAUGGCCCUCCGCGUCCCCUAAGCUUGGGAGAUUUGCUCUUUCUUCUUCCUCUUGUGUCGACGCGUUCUGUGAGUGAGUGACUGUUCUUCCAUCUCAUCACCGGUGGGUCUAUUCGGUCUGUAAGACAAGCAUAGAGCCAUAGGAAGAGUUGAAUAGAGUCGACGAUACCAUGUCUAAGUUCCUCGCCGCUGCAACAUUUGUUACCGCCGCACGGGCUUUGGCUUUCGAUGGAAAGCCAGCCCGAGCAACGGAAGCCGUCGUCCCCGAUGCGACCUUCCAUCUUCCCGAGAUCACAGAGGCACCAGCUAUAAGGGAAUUAUUCAAGAGGCAAUCGGGCGGUGACCAAACCGUUCUCAUUGGGCCCGAUAACACUUGCGGUUAUGUUUCUGGAAGAGCAGGUGCCCCAAUCACCUGUAACAAUGAUUACACCUGUGCUUUCAUAAUUCAGGAUAAUUUUGGUCGUGCCGGCUGCUGCGAUGGCGACAACUGCGGUCUCCGUGCCACUUGUUUAGAUUAUUCACAAGUAUACUAUAGUAGUGCUUGUGACAAUGGAUGUCUCCAAGACACAUUUACACUGAAGUGCACUCAGUCUGCCGCUCCUUUCUGUAAUACUAUUACGUUCUUUAGUGGUAUUGAGGACUUCCUUUGUGACUCACUGAACAUCUCUACGCCUCAACAGCUUUAUACAACGUACAAUGGAGAGACUGAUGGCCGAUCUUUCCAAGAGUUCACCCUAACGGCAUCGGAUUCCGCAUCCGGUGACUCCGACUUCUCUGAUUUCAACACCGCAUCUGAAGACGGAUCGUUCGUCAUCUCAUUUACUUCUUCGGAAUCUCCCGUGAACUCCGGUGGAUUUGGUGGAAACGGCGGCAGUGGGAAUGGCGGCAGCGGUAACAACAACAACAAUAACAACAAUGGUAACUCUGGCACCGAUCAACCAGUUGAAAAGAAGGAAUCCACUCCCAUUGGUCCUAUCGUUGGUGGUGUUGUUGGCGGAGUCGGCGGCCUUGCGCUCAUUGGCCUUGGCAUCUUCUUCCUCGUUCGUCACAACAACAAGAAGAAGAAGGACGCACUCAAUGCCGGACCGGGGAUGCAGCAGACACCCCAAACCGGCGGUAUGGCUCAACCGCCUCCGGGGCCCCCUGGCUAUCCUCAGCAACCAUACGGAGGUGCACCCUACGACCAGCAACCAUACCAACAGCAGCCUACACCCCCACAGGGCUACUAUCCACCAUCGGAACAGAAGCCUGCUGGAUUCGUUGGCGUAUCGCCAACUGGUGUGCCCGACCGCCACGAUACCACGAGUCCUGUCUCACAAUUCUCCGAUGCCAGACUUAGCGUACAGCCCCAGAGCCCAACAUCAACACUCAACUCGAACUGGGGCCCGCAGCCCGGCAACCCAGGCACUCCGAACGUCCCGCCGACCGUCCACGAAGCUGGCGGAAACGUGGUCGGCGAGAGAGAUUAUAACUCAAAUCACCGCGGCCAGUUCCACGAGAUGCAGGGUUGAUGUUAACGUUAACUACUACUAUUCUUACUUCUAAUCACAGAAAUCAAUAAUAAAGAAAACACCACAUUGAACUACAUACGACUCUACAUAUCAGAAAGAAGAAGAAAUGUGCGAUAAAGAGAUGUUUGAGGCACGAGGCCACACUUGGUUACGCAUGAGUCGGAUAGACUGUAUACCUACUUACACUAGCAUAGGCGGCCUGCAGGGGGGGCAUCUCGUCAUCUAUCGGGUUGGGUGGGUAGUUGAAAGCAUUGAAUCCGGAGUUCGAGAAGCAUUUUUCACUACCUAGGGAUUGGCAUCACAACCAUCUAGGCUACUAUUAUUUUGGAAUUUUGGAAUAUUCUGGGGGGUUACUUGUAAUGAAUCAGACGAGCGUGUAGGCUAAUUGAUUGUGCAUUCGUUGCUGUCAGACCAUCUUUGAGCCAUGACAUAUGCAUAAAACCUGGGUUGUUACUUCAGGGGACAAUGUAGUGUCUGGAAGCUUCUUGUGGA
Xylaria bambusicola is the source of this 2045-nucleotide messenger RNA. RefSeq lists its product as uncharacterized. The record is from RefSeq and is a predicted model, not a curated record. Bases 213 to 1553 code for a protein of 446 amino acids. The transcript is spliced from 3 exons. Lineage: Eukaryota; Fungi; Ascomycota; Sordariomycetes; Xylariales; Xylariaceae.